AGAGAGAAUGUGGAGACUGUUGUUUUUGUGGAGCUGUCUCUUCCAGUCUGGAUAUUCUAGCCCUGGAGUUAUGAUACGGGUAUCUCAGAAAUGGUUAGACUAUGUUCGCUCUGAGGGGAUAGAAGUUCUCCGUCACAUACUAAUGAAAGAAACUCUUCCAAGUAUCAAUGGCACUACACGAAUGUUUGGGAAAGUGAACUACUCCAUUUCUGGGGUUUUAAUUGAAGAAUUUGAGAUCUCGCGUGUGUCAGCUGUACCAAACCCACCUGCAGAUGUCCUUGUGACUGGUGAAGAAGCAAGGGUCAAAGUCUAUGGACGUUGGAAUGUGAAACACUGGCUCAUUAAUGACAAUGGCAGCUUUACUCUUCUGCUCUCUGGAGUAUUCAUAACGGCACGUCUGAAUACAUUUAAGGAUGCCACUGGACGACCUUCUGUGCUUCUUUCUGCUUGUCAUUCUGAAAUUAAACACGCUAAACUUCACUUGACUGGAGGAGCGAGUUGGUUCUACAACCUUUUCACUGUGUUUUUGGAAAGGCCGAUCAGGGACAAUGUAAACAAAAAGCUAUGUCCCAAAAUGGAUGAAGCUGUUGGGGUCUUGCAGAAAGAGCUGGCCACAUUUCAAGUUACUUCUUAUGUUGAUACCGUCACUGAACUUAAUUACACUCUGAUAAAUCCUCCACAUGUAGAGAAGACCCACAUAGAUUUGGAUCUAAAGGGAACUGUUCAUCCCAUCGGCUCCUCCAAGGAAGAUCCCCCUCCAAAAACCGUUAUCACUUUGCCCGAAGGAAGGGGAUCUAUGAUGUAUGUCGGCUUCUCUGAAUAUUUCUUUAACUCUUUGGGGAGAAACUACUUCCUGUCUGAUGUCUUAAAGAUGACAUUGACACAUGAACAGUUUCCUCAUGCAUUUUGGUUGCGAACAGGUGACUAUGGGGCAAUCAUUCCUAAGAUCAGGGAUUACUACCCUGUGUCUCAGGCUAUGAUACUGACUAUAAGAGCCACAAAAGUCCCUCUGGUCACCUUGACUCCCAGAAACAUCACCUUGGAAAUGACUGGGCUUCUUCAAGGCAUGGUUGUGUUGCCAUAUUUAAUCACAAACCAACUAUUUUCUUUUAGUAUGGCAGCCACUUUCAUUGCUGAUAAAGUACACCUGUCAGGCCUGAACCUGGGUGUCUCCUUUGCUAUUGAAAGGCUUAAAUUCUUUGACUUCAAAAGCUCUGUGGGCGACAUUGAUAUAGCAGCAUUAGAGAGUUCUUUGGGGCACAGUUUGCAAGAAUCUGUUCUUCAAGGCAUAAACGAUGGUCUUCGUAAAGGUAUUCCAAUGCCAACACUUGUUAACAUCAGUCUUCAAGAAUCAGCAAUUACAGUAACUCAGGGUUGCUUGUUGGUUUCCAUGGAUAUGUACUACGUCCCGUGGAGAGAUCUGAUGGACAUGGUGCCUCCUAGACAACACAUUCUUGUGUCCUGAGCCCGAUGUCCAAGUGGAUAUUGCUUUGUGCAAUUCUCUGCACAUUUUUGACAACCACCUGCAUCCAUACUUGGAUGGCUGUUGAUUUUUUUGUACACUGCAUUUUUUGUUAAAAAGACUAUUCAAGACCAUUUUUGUUAUAUUCCUUUGUUUCAAAUAAAAAUACAGCGUGACUUUUGCUGCACAUAUUUGUGGUUGCAUGAAAUAUACAACAGUAUGAAAAAAAUAUGUUUGAUUGCAAGAA
Molecule: messenger RNA, 1709 nt
Organism: Spea bombifrons (plains spadefoot toad)
Lineage: Eukaryota; Metazoa; Chordata; Amphibia; Anura; Pelobatidae
Product: BPI fold-containing family C protein-like
Exons: 15
Coding region: 8-1465 (485 amino acids)
Molecular function (GO): lipid binding
Source: RefSeq, a predicted model, not a curated record